GAGCUGUGAAAAAAAAAAAAACCUUUUCUGACGUCACUUUGCUUGAGUCGUUCAGAUAGGAGUCUUUCCAAUCUGCGGUAACAGACACACUUCACUUAAAUCGGACUUAAUUAUUGGCCGAUUUUAUCAGCGAACCCUUAAAACCGAGAAAGUUGACAGCAGCGAUGCUGUAAAACUGAAGUAUAGUCUCAUUCAACAUGGACCCUAAAAAGUGGCCGGCCCCACCACCUUCUGCCCCACCCUCCUUUCAAAAGGUCUCAUCUGUACCCAGUUCAUCUCCUGCUCCACCUCAAACAGUCCCAAUCAAGUACAGUCCAGUGCCUGGUCCUGAAGACAGGAUCCCUGUUGUUAUCUUAGGUCAGACAUACCAGACAGUAAGUGAACUACCAAAUAUGCACAGCUGUCCUACUUUUGGCCUUUUCACAUCAAGUUCAAGUAGCUCUGAGUUUGGAGACCAAGCAAAUCUGGGUUUAUCUACAUUACCUAUGCACACACAGUUGCAGGCAUUUUCAGAGCUGUGGCGGCCUACAGAGAUGGAUAACAGCAGAGCUGCAGCCCUCUUUCACCCUCUUCUCGGUCUGCAUCCUUUCUUUGUACCAGCCUUCCAGACCCAUAAUCCUGCUGAUUCACAACUCAACAUCUCAGGAGUAAACGGAUGGAGCACUUCCUUACCCGAUAAGAUCUUGAACAUCAGUCAAUUACAAGCUAAAGAAAAGGAGAAAACUCAAAAUAAUUUAAGUUGUAGUCAAAAGAGCUUCGGUGAUCAUUUGCAAAAUCAGACAACCAUUCUGACCGCGAAGGGAAAGGAUCUCAUGAAAAUACAGCUAGAGAUGCCUAGAUUAAUUGGCUCUCUGUCAGGAUCCUUGUCAGAAAGCUCCAGUGAAGAAACCACCAGUGAUUCUGACAAUAUGGAGAAAGAUGAAGAGGAUCUAAGCAGCAACAGCAAUGAGUCUGAUUCUGAAAAAGAGAUUCCAGUUAAAAAGAAACAUCUGACACCCAACGCUUCUGAGAGUAAAGAGAAGGGACCUUUUGCUGGUGAUGAAAAUGCUUGUCAAGAGAGUCUUUGUCACAGUGUUCCUGUGACUUCUUCCGAUCGGCUUCAGUCCCAUUCUCAUCCUUUUGGUCUGCCUACUUGCACAACACUGUUUUUUCAGAGUGCCAGGCCUGCAGAGCAGAAGAGCCAGCAGCAUACCAGUGUCAUACAUCCCACUGGACUGGCUAUCGACAACAUUUCUUUAGCACAGUCCCACAGCAAGGCCUGCCGUUCACACUCCAACCCAGACCCAAAGCCAAUUCUGUCAAGAUACAAGUCCACCCAAACACCUCCAAGGCACCAAAUUCCUUCAUCUCUUCCAAACCAGAGAGCCACUUCUAAACAUCUUUGUGCUGGUUUGCUCAAACCUCUCAUAACCAAACCAUAUACUCUGUUGGCCUCAGAACAGUCCUCACAUGAGUGUAAAGCUUUGCUGCCACAAAGCAAGAUGGAACACCCUGUCGACUGCAUUAAAGACAGUAACAAAAAUUCCCCAUAUGAAAGCUUGUUGCACCUGGAAAAAAGAAAAAAGAAAAAGUUUGUUCAUCUGAUGGGUUCUGUGAAGAAGGCUUCUUCUGUGGGACCCAGGAACCAAAUUUGUGACCCAAAUCAGUUCCUGAACCCCCACCCUCACCGAGCGAUCAGCACUGCAUGUCAGGAUGCGCCUUUGGCCCUUAUGACUAAACCUGGCAUCCAGACCAGCUCUCCAAACAGCAGGCCACUCUUGGCAGCAACCAGCCCUCCCUACCUCACACCCAUCAACUUAAGCACUGGCACCAAUGAGAUGUCGGACACAUCUGCUUCGCCGCUUAAGACAUCUGCUCCAUCAGGACUUGUUCCAGAAUCAAUAAAGUUUGCUUCGGUUCUGCAUGGAGGAUGGAAGCCAGCAGAAAUCAGCUCAUGCCGAAAACCUGUAGACCUCACCAAGAGUUGGCCUGAUUUCCAUAGCAGUAAAGCUUCAGAGAACUCUUCAGGAGAUGAUGAGGAUGAAGAUGAAGAUGAAGAGAAUGGUGUGGGAAAGGAUUCCGGCAGUAGCCUUUCAGACUCUGAGAGCAACCCUGAGAGUGAUGCUGGGGAUCAUAGGACGUUCUUUGUCCCAGAAGCACACACUGAUGCAGACAGGAGUGCUCUAAAGCCAGCUGAAGCCUCACUGUCCUCCCUGAACGUUUCAUCCAACUGUUACCUGCUUAACCUGCAGGUUACAAAGCCUUCAGGCCAACAUGGCAACCCGCUGCCAUCUUUAACAUUUGCAACAACACCAGGUUCGAAGAAGAGGAGGAGAGUCACAGAUGAGAGAGUUCUGCAAUUGCCUCUUAAGUUUGGAUGGCAGAGAGAGACCCGGAUGAGGACUGUUGCAGGUCGCCUGCAAGGAGAGGUGACUUAUUUGGCUCCAUGUGGGAAAAAGCUGCGUCAGUAUCCUGAUGUAGUGAAGUACUUGGUCAGGCAUGGAAUAACAGAUAUUUCACGGGACAACUUCAGCUUUAGCACAAAGAUUAAAGUUGGCAACUUCUAUGAAGGCAGAGAAGGACCAAAGGGUUUACAGUGGUCCCUGAUGGCUGAGGAAGACAUUGCUCAUUGCAUUAUAGCGAUGGAUGGAAGGCGCAGCCGGCAAACAAAAUCCAAAGACCAGCCUACAGCCAAUGAUACUGAAGCCAAAUAUGACCCUGUAAAUGAUGGUGAGCCCCACCUCCAAGAUGUUACUGAUGCAAAGUUAUUACGUAAACUGGAGGCUCAAGAAAUGGCUCGACAGGCUGCUCAGAUAAAAAUGAGAAAACUAAGAAAGCAGGCCAUAGAACAAGCCACCAAGGAGGCAAAGAAGCAACAAGCAAUAAUGGCUGCUGAAGAGAGGCGGAAAAGAAGAGAGGAGAUGAAGAUUAUCAAACAACAAGAAAAAAUCAAGCGCAUUCAGCACAUUCGCAUGGAGAAAGAACUCCGUGCACAACAAGUUCUUGAGGCAAAGAGAAAGAAAAAAGAAGCUGCGGCCAAUCUGAAAAUGUUGGAAGCUGACAAAAGAAACAAGGAGCGGGAGAUCCGCAAACUUCAAUCUGUCAUUCAGAAGCAGGAGCAGGAGAGGUAUAGGCUAGAUAUGGAGAAGGAAAGGCGUAGGCAGCACAUGAUACUCAUGAAAGCUGUGGAGGCCCAAAAGAAGGCAGAGGAAAAAGAACGUCUAAAAAAAGAAAAGAAAGAAGAGAAACAAUUAAACAAGAAAAAGAAACUGGAGCUCAGAAAACUAGAGCUGACGAAAGCUAAGGAGCUAAUGAAGCCAAAGGAAGACAUGUGUUUGGCAGAUCACAAGCCACUUCCAGACUUGUCCUGUAUACCUGGACUAAUUUUACCAGGAAAAACCUUCUCUGACUGCCUGAUGGUGUUGCAGUUUGUGCGUAACUUCGGAACGGUCCUAAAACUGGGAUGCAGUUCAAACCAGCUCACUAUAAGCAACCUUCAAGACGGUUUGCUCAACAUUGGGAAGAGCUUGCAGAUGGUGCAGCACCUGCUGGUGAGCAUGGUGUCUGCAGCCGUGAAUGAUCCGGGUAUACCUGCAGGGCAUAAGUGCAAAACCCUGUUGGGAGACCAUUUAACUAAUGUGGAGAUCAACCGAGACAAUGUAUCCGAGAUCCUGCAAAUCUACAUGGAGGCCCACUGUGAACAGACAGAGGUGGCUGCUCUGGCCUGCAGCCUCCAAACGAAGGCAUUCCAGGCUCAUAGUCCAUCAGAGAAGGCCACUAUGCUGGCAUUCUUGGUUAACGAGCUCUGCUGCAGUAAGGCUGUCAUCGGCAAGAUCGACAAAAACAUAGAUUACAUGACCAACCUUAGGAAGGACAAGUGGGUUUUGGAGGGAAAGCUGCGCAAACUGAGGAACAUCCAUGCAAAGACCACAGAGACAAGCUACAGCAAUGUAGGAGAAGAAAAGAACCAUACCUUCAACAGCUACAUUGUCCAGAACAAAUGUAAGGGGAAAAACGGGGACAGCGAGGAAGAAGAGGACCAGAAUGAAGACGGUGAAGACCAAGGAGAAGAUUAUGAUGUGGAAGACGAUGAAUUGAGGGGAAAGAAAAAGAAGAAAGCAGAGCUGUGUGAAGGGGAGGAAACCACUACACAUUCAGGAGAUAUUAGUGAGCUGGAGACAAAGAUCCAGGAAACAUGCAAGCUGCAUAGUGAAAUUAGUCAGAAGCUGUUUGAAGCGUCUCACUCGCUGCGCUCGAUGAUGGUCGGCGAAGACCGAUACAGGAGGCAUUACUGGCUCCUCCCACAGUGUGGGGGCAUCUUCAUAGAAGGUGUAGAGAAUGGCUGGGAGGAGUUCGAGAAGGAGGGGGGAAGACAGAGGGCUUCUGUCUGCGUAAAGGAGGAGCAGCAGGAAGAGAUCUCAGAACCGAGGACAGAAAAUAUUAAAACCAAGGCGGGGUGCCAGCAGAACAAUGAUGGCGUUCUUCUCCAAAAAUCUUUGUCUAAGCUCAGCGAAGUGCUUGAGGCAGCCACAAUGGAUCGAGACUCAAACAUCAAUCUUCAGAAGAUUCAUCCUACUGAGGGUUCUGUCACAGAGCCUUAUCAGUCUUAUUUUACCCCGCAGACAGAUAAAACCUCAGUUUCAUCUGUGCUCAGUGCUGCCCAGCUCGAAAAUAACUGCUUGACCUGCAGUCCUCCAUCCAUCCUGCCUUACGACCAGCCGUCCAGCAUAUUGGGUGAAAAAAACAACGAGUGGUUUAGCCUCCUGCCCCGAUCUCCUUGUGAUGGCUCUUAUGUGGUCUCCAACACCAGCCGUCCAGCUUUCUGCUCCUCCUCACAACUUGUCAGGACCAAACCGUCCUUAUUUCUUUUCUCUAAUACCCCAAAGAAAAAUACCAAAGCUGGGAACAAUAGACUACAAUCAGCUGUGUCUGAGCUGGAUCUAACCUCCCAGGAAGCAGAGGGUAAUCGAGAUGAGGACCUCUGUCUGGCAGACUGCAACUCUGUCAACAAGAGUGAGACCACAGAGCCUCUGAGUAACAGGCCCACUUGUGCAUCAUUCCCUGCUCAAGAGGUAGCCAAGACUCAGGACUUUAUUUGUCCUCAGCCAGUUCCUGAAGAGAUGCUGCGAGGCUGGUGGAGAAUUUCAGACAUGGAGAACCUGCAUAGUCUGGUCAGUGCUCUCCACAGCCGGGGUAUCAGAGAGAGGGUGCUGCAGAAACAGAUCCAGAAGAAUGUGGAGCAUAUGACCCAGAUCUAUGCCAACAGUACAAAUGAAUUUGAUACAAAAAGCCCAGAAAUGCAUAAGAUGAGCAGGGAGAUCUUUGAAGGCUGGUGUGUUGAACAGCGAGCCAUGGAGGUGGACACCAGUCUGUUGCUGCAGGUAGAAGCUCUGGAGAAAAAUGUCAUUUCCGCUGAUCUACACAUUCAGGGUUGGAUGCCCUGUAAGCCCAAGUCAGAGGGUGAGGAUUUGGUCUGUUUUGAGCACAAGCCCUCUUCUUCUGUCUCUGUGGAAAACAAAAAACUGAAAGAAAUGCAACAGGAGAAUCUUCCAGACUUUCUAAAGCAACGGUCCAACAAUCGUCUUGACAGAGCAGUCAGCAGGCUUGCAGAUCUGGAGAGGAAUAUUGAGCGAAGGAAUAAAGAAGAGGUGGCUACUGGAAUGAGACAGUGGCAUAAAGCACUCGGUCAGGUCCGCAGUUCAGCCCAGCUCUCUCUCUGCAUUCAGCACCUACAGAAAUAUGUUGUCUGGAAACGAGACGACGUGACGGUGCGCCGCCAGCUAUGUCAAAAGGGAGAUAAUGAGGAACUGCUUUUAUUUUGUGAUGGUUGUAACAGAAGAUGCCACAAUUACUGCCAUAAUCCAAAGAUCACCAUGGUACCUGCUGGAGACUGGUUUUGUUCUUUUUGUUCUUCUGUGUGUUCCGUCAUUCAGGAAAGUGGUCAAAUCCCUCCCAGCAGGAAGCAACAAAGCCAAACAGCUGGAGAAAAACAAAAAGGCAGCGAGGUAAAACAAAACGGUAAGCCAUCUGUGAUGGGAGACCUCUUCAGUGAGAGGGUUGCCAGGAGCAACAAUGGGCCAAAGAGAGGUCCCAAUGAGUUCAAAAAGAGGAAAGGAGAAGACAGCUCCCAGGCCAAGUAUGACGGCCCUGUCCCCUGCGCAAAAAAGGCCAAAACACCCAAGGACAGCAGCAAUGAGCUAGCGGUUUGUCGAGUGCUGCUGGCUGAUCUGGAGGCCCAUCAGGAUGCGUGGCCCUUUCUGAGCCCGGUCCGGCACAAAUCUGUCCCUGGAUACAGAAAAGUCAUCAAGAAGCCAAUGGACUUCUCCACAAUUAAAGAAAAGCUCACCAACAACUUGUAUUUAAAUCUGGAGAACUUCAUCGUUGAUGUGAACCUGGUUUUUGAUAACUGUCAAAGAUUUAACGAGGACGACUCUGAGAUUGGACGGGCCGGGCACAGAAUGAGAAGAUUUUUUGACAAACGAUGGGCCGAGCUACUGCAUUUUUAAAAUAAUAUCAUCGGUGUGGACAACCAUAUUAUUCUUUGAGGUGAAAUCCUGGGCUUUAAAUGCAAACGAUUCACCUUUAGUAACACUGAUGUGCAGGGUUACUAAAGGUAACAGAACAAACUAGGAAUACCUGGGAGUGCAAAUCAGAUACGACAUUCUUUAAUAAAAUACACUUCAUCCUGAA
Messenger RNA from Girardinichthys multiradiatus, 6669 nucleotides. Its product is annotated as bromodomain adjacent to zinc finger domain protein 2B. Bases 198 to 6485 code for a protein of 2095 amino acids. The record is from RefSeq and is a predicted model, not a curated record. The transcript is spliced from 39 exons. Gene Ontology annotation, molecular function: DNA binding; protein binding. NCBI's taxonomy places the organism in Eukaryota, Metazoa, Chordata, Actinopteri, Cyprinodontiformes, Goodeidae.